Messenger RNA from Phyllostomus discolor (pale spear-nosed bat), 779 nucleotides. RefSeq names its product elastin-like. NCBI's taxonomy places the organism in Eukaryota, Metazoa, Chordata, Mammalia, Chiroptera, Phyllostomidae. The record is from RefSeq and is a predicted model, not a curated record. Bases 51 to 779 code for a protein of 242 amino acids. The transcript has a single exon.
GGAGCGUGCACAGUGAGAUUCCUCGGCGGGGCUGGCAGCGGCUGCUGGGCAUGCUCAGUGGGCAGGACCCGUUAGAGUGGCGAGUAAGGAAGCGUUGGCUCCUCUCCGGGUCUGCUUUCCCCGGUUCAGGCCCCGGCCCUGGGCUUUUGUGUGCACGGAGCUGCGGCGGCCGUCGCCGCCGCCUCGCGGGGCCGCUCGGCCCCAGAUGCCGUCUGGCCUGUCCGGUUUCCGCCUUUAACCUCGCCGCGCGGCCGGAGGAGGGGCGGGGCGGGGCCAGGAGGCCGGCGGCCCGGCGGGCAGCAGGGCCCGGCCCGGGGUGGGGGUGGGUGCUGGGAGUCCCGCGGGGGGUGGGGGGAGGGGGCGGGCGCGGAGUCACGGGGGUGGGGUCACCGGCGGUGGCUCCGGGAGGCCAGCUGGGAGGGGAGGGGGCCGCGGGGGCGGCUCGGCGGAACCAGCCCCGGCUGGGGAGCAGCGGCGACUCUGGGGGCCCGGGCCAGGGCUUUCCGGGCUUCGGUGAGGCCGCUGCGGGCCCCAUCUUCCGGCGGUCGCCGGAGUGUGAGGUGAUUGUUGCUGCCACCGCCCUGGCUGCCAUCUCCUCCUCCUCCUGGGCCGCCGCCGCCUCCUCCUCCUCCUCUUCCUCCUCCUCCUGGGCCGGGCUGAUCCCCUCCCCGCUGCCGCCUCCUCCUGGGCUGGGCCCACGGUGUCUCGUCCCCUCGCGGAGCCGCUCCUGCCGCUGCCGCCGCCGCCGCCGCCUCCUCAUUCAUCCUCGUGCACCAUAG